Molecule: messenger RNA, 318 nt
Organism: Acanthoscelides obtectus
Lineage: Eukaryota; Metazoa; Arthropoda; Insecta; Coleoptera; Chrysomelidae
Source: the annotation of a GenBank genome assembly
AUGUUAGGUGCUGUUGUGGCAGGUUGCCCACAAAAAAGCGUUGAUUACACUCCAACAGCCUGUGCUGAAGAAGAAACAAUCACCAAAGAAGCAUCUGGAAGUUCAGGACUAGUACUGAAAGCUACCACAAUGAAAGCCGGACCCAUUAAUGACGCAGUAAGAGUGCAAAUUCAGAGCGUGGGAGUAGUGAAGAUCUUAGAACUGAACGCCAUUUCAUCCUUCUAUCCAAAGCACAAGCAAAUCGACUACUUGAAAACUGCUCAGCUCCAACUUCUAGACUCGGAAAUCACUCAUAUGUCCAUGUCUGUUGAUACUUGA